GGAAAAGUCAGCAAACCAAAGUGUCUGGAGUUGGACAGGUGAAAGUUUGGGAUGGGAACAAUACCACUUGACAUUAGGCGGCUUUUGGAUGACUGUGAGCUGUUUGUAUCAGAGAUCCUUCAAGACGAGGCGCUCGGUGAAAAUACCCAACAGACGCGGAAGGUCUUACUGAACAACUUCAGGGUCGUCCACGUCAGAAACCCUCAAGAAUUCCCCUUCCCCCCAUCAAACUUUAGGGACGAGGACGGUUCUGAUGACAACCGCAGUUCCAGUCUAGGUCGCUCUGCCCCAUCGGACGACGCCUCAGUAGCCUCUGACUACCAGGAUGAUGGAGCCCCUGAGUACUUUGGUGACAUCCCGCCUGUCGCGGCACAGGACGUCGGCAACAUCUUGAAGCAAGGCCACCUGGAGAAGAGACGAAGAGAUCACAGCUUCUUCGGCUCGGAGUGGAAAAAGAGAUGGUGCGCUCUGACCAGUUCAAUAUUCUACUACUUUGGGAGUGAAAAAGAUAAGCAGCAGAAGGGUUCCUUUCAUAUCAUCGACUACAACGUGCAGCUGGUGACCAACCUGAGAAGAGACUCCAAAAAAACCUCCUGUUUUGAGCUCUUCUGCCCCGGACGGAGCGCUUUCCAGUUCACUGCCACCAGUCCUCAAGAGGCCAGAGAAUGGGUGGACCAAAUCAAUUUUAUACUUAGAGAUCUACGCUCCACCUCCAUCCCUUGCAAUUAUGACGAGGAAGAGGAGACCUAUGAUGACAUUGAGGGGUUGACCGGCCCGGCCUCGUCACGGCCCGGCACUGCCCGGGCCUUUCAGAGUGGCAAACUGGAAGGGGGGCACGAGACGGGGGGGGUCGACGAAGAGGACGAGGAUAUCUACGAAGUGCUGCCAGAGGACGAUUUUCCAGAUCCGACAGAUGAGAGCAGUGUACCGAACAACAGACCAGCUUCGUCAUCAGAUUACGCCAAUUUCUACCAGGGUUUAUGGGAUUGCUGGGCCGACGAGGUGGACGAGCUGCCCUUCCAGCGGGGAGAUCUCAUCUACAUCAUUAGCAAGGAGUACAACAUCAACGGCUGGUGGGUCGGCGAACUGAACGGCACCGUGGGCAUCGUCCCCAAGGACUUCCUGCACCCGGCCUACAUCCUCUGAGCCCCAACAGUGCUGCUGCCGACACGCAUGUGAAUGUUCACAGUUCAUCUUUUGUAAUUUCAAAAUGAUUCUCCUUCAUGAGACUGUAAGUUAUUACAUGUACAUGUAAUAUGCACCGGUGCGUAUUACUGUUCACUAUAAACCAUAAAGGUCUCUCCUUUAAUAUUAAUGUGCAAACCGCAGCUGAAGCGGUCAGAAAGCCGAUCGAUUUAUAUAAUUGUUUGUUAUUUUAUCAAGAAAAGCCUCAAACGUGAGGAUUUUCUUCAAUUCUGUUUUAUAUUACUAUAAAUUCAAUCUAUUACUGUUCGGUUUGACAAAAAAGUGAUUUGAAGAUGUUAUUUCUGGUAAAUUGUGAUGGGACUUUUGUUAAACUUUGAGAAUAUGUUUUAUUUUUCAUAGGCUAAAAGAUGAACAGAUGAAUCAGAUAAAUAACUGAAUAAUCAAUCAUAGAAACAACUGUUAGUUGCAGCUGUAGUGCAAAUUGAUAAUUUAUUCUGGACUGAUUCAUCAAUUCACUGGUUAAAUUGAGAAAUAUGUUGAUUGUUAGUCGGUUUUUUAUAUAAAUAAAUACAUUUUGUAUGAAUACAUCUUUGAUAAAAUAACAGCAUCUGUAUAUUAGGGUUUUAAACUACAUUUUACGUGGAGUUUUACACUGAAAUAAAUAUUUCAAAUGAU
Molecule: messenger RNA, 1821 nt
Organism: Pseudoliparis swirei
Lineage: Eukaryota; Metazoa; Chordata; Actinopteri; Perciformes; Liparidae
Gene: skap1
Product: src kinase associated phosphoprotein 1
Exons: 13
Coding region: 52-1146 (364 amino acids)
Cellular component (GO): plasma membrane; cytoplasm
Molecular function (GO): protein binding
Source: RefSeq, a predicted model, not a curated record